Molecule: messenger RNA, 465 nt
Organism: Capsicum annuum
Lineage: Eukaryota; Viridiplantae; Streptophyta; Magnoliopsida; Solanales; Solanaceae
Exons: 1
Coding region: 1-465 (154 amino acids)
Source: RefSeq, a predicted model, not a curated record
AUGUCUUCAUUCAAUCCCUUAACUUCUAUCCUGAAUAAAAAAAAAUUAGAAGGCCCUAACUAUGUGGACUGGAAACAUAAUUUGGAUAUUGUUCUUACUGCUGAAGACUUUAAAUUUGUGAUGGUUGGGGAAUGUCCUGUUAAGUCGAAUGAACCCACUGAUGAUGAGAUUAAAGCCUACGAUAAGUGGGUCAAGACUGACGAGAUGACAAGAUGCUACAUUCUUGCCUCUAUGGCAAAUAUGUUGCAUCAUAAACAUAAUUCCAUGACUACUGCUUAUGAUAUGAAUGAAUCUCUCAAAGAGAUAUUUGGUAAGCAAAAUCGUGCUUCAAAGAAGAAGGCCAAGAAAGCUCUUUUGACCACGAAAAUGGUUGAAGGAACUUCGAUAAGGGAAUAUGUUCUCAACAUGAUGAGUCUAUUGAACGACCUAGAAGUUCUUGGUACGGUUAUUGAUAAGGAGUCUUAG